AUGCUCCGCUCGAGUGCCCUCCGCGUUGUCCGCCAGGCGCCCCUCUCGCGCGCCGCGUCCACCCAGGUCGCGCCCGUCAGCCUCUCCAACAUUGAGGUUUCGUGGAAGAACCUCUCGCCCGCCGAGCAGGAGCAGACCUUCAAGCACCUCGAGGAGCUGCAGAAGAAGGACUGGAAGGAGCUCUCGCUUGACGAGAAGAAGGCCGCCUACUACGUCGCGUUCGGCCCUCACGGCCCCCGUGCCCCUCUCGAGGUCAACACCGGCAAGACCAUUGGCGGCGUCGUCGCUGCGCUUGGCGCGGCCAGCGUCCUCUUCUACUUGAUGCGCAAGAACGCUCAAGAGACUCCCAAGACCCUCUCCAAGGAGUGGCAGUCUGCAGCGAACGAGAAACUACUUGAGCAAGGCUCAGACCCAUUUACGGGCGUUUCAAGCAAAGGAUAUCAGGGCAAGGGCCAGGUCACGUUCUGA
Molecule: messenger RNA, 468 nt
Organism: Rhodotorula toruloides NP11
Lineage: Eukaryota; Fungi; Basidiomycota; Microbotryomycetes; Sporidiobolales; Sporidiobolaceae
Product: cytochrome c oxidase subunit IV
Exons: 5
Coding region: 1-468 (155 amino acids)
Biological process (GO): mitochondrial electron transport, cytochrome c to oxygen
Source: RefSeq, a predicted model, not a curated record